CCCGCAGACACUAAAAUCCCCUCUCGAUCAGGGUAGUCGAUUUAAGGCAGUUAUCAAUGGAUCGUUCCGCCCUUGUCUUUCUCCUUCUACUCGCCGCCUUCGCUGUCGCCGGAGCUGCCCCGACGACUGAGUUCGUGCGCGACGCCUGCAGGCGCACGCGCUACCCGGACCUCUGCGAGCAGUGCCUGGCGGCCUACGCCCAGGCGGUGCACCACAGCAAGCUCGCCCUCGCCCGCGCGGCCCUAUCCGUCAGCGCCGACCGCGCCGGCGCCGCCUCCUCCUUCGUCGGCCGCAUUUCGGCCUCGACCACCGGGUCCCGGAAGAGUCUCGAGGCCGGCGCGGUGCGCGACUGCGUCGAGACCCUGCGCGACGGCGUGGACCGCCUCCGGAGCUCAGCGAAGGAGAUGGCCGCCAUGGCCCGCGGCGCCGGCUCCCAGAGGAGCCGGUUCGUCUGGCACCUCAGUAACGUGCAGACUUGGGUCAGCGCCUCGCUCACCGACGAGACCACCUGCCUGGACGGCCUCGCGCAGUUCGCGGGCCCCGCCUUGCGCGCCGCUGUCCGGAAGAAGGUGGUGGAGGUGGCGCAGGUCACCAGUAACGCCCUCGCACUCGUCAACCAGCUCAGUCCCAGGAACUGAACUCUCGGGCCAUCCUCUGUUUUGACCCAUAUAUUUUGUCGUUCCCAUGCUUUGUGCGUAUGUAAAUAUAUGUAUAAUAAACGGAGGAGUCUGUGCGUUGAUGUGUUAGCUUUUCUCAAGGAAUUAAGCAGGUAUAAGUUGGGGUUUUGACAAGAUGAUGAAAACCCGAGUGGGUACUGGGUAUGUAAUGUACUAUCAACUUUUGUAUAUAUGUUUCACUCUUCUCUUAUCAUAAAAAUAAAAGGGAGGACAGAGCAUUUUAGUGCAUUAUAAUCAA
Messenger RNA from Zingiber officinale, 915 nucleotides. Its product is annotated as 21 kDa protein-like. Bases 57 to 638 code for a protein of 193 amino acids. Lineage: Eukaryota; Viridiplantae; Streptophyta; Magnoliopsida; Zingiberales; Zingiberaceae. The record is from RefSeq and is a predicted model, not a curated record. The transcript has a single exon. Gene Ontology annotation, biological process: negative regulation of catalytic activity. Gene Ontology annotation, molecular function: enzyme inhibitor activity.